CCACCAUCUGUCGAAUGAUUCAUCAGUAAAAACUCAACGUAAACAAUCAGUAAUUUGUCAGUUUUGGGAAAUAAGGUUCAGAUUGGAAUCCGGUCGCAUUUUAUAUAUUUUAUCCAUUAAAUUUCGUUACAUUUGUAUGAUCUCAUAUUGCUAAAAUAAAAUGGAAUUCUCCGUGACGAGCGAUACCUGUCGAAUAUGUUUGGAGAACAAUCCGAAUUGCUGUUUGUUGAGUGAUUCUUACAAGGGAAACAUUCCUCAGUUUAAAGGGAAUUCAAAUCUGGAAACAUUCAUGGAUGUUUAUAAAUUUGUUGCUGGUAUAAAAGACCCAGUUGCUGCACCUGAAUCUUCAGUCACGGAUUUUUUCCCUAAGCGUGUUUGCAACGAUUGCACCGUAAAGUUGGCGACGGCCUUAGAAUUUCGACGUAAAGCACUAAGAUCGGAGGAUGUUUUGAAAAAUCUUAUAGAACUCUAUGAUGACCGCGAACUUGACAAUACUGAAAUAGUCGACGACAUUGAUGAAUCGGAGACUGCGAACGAUGAGUUUUUAGAUGAAAUUGAUGUGGGAGAAUACAAGGUAGAAAAAAUUGAAUAUGUGCAAGAGCCAACAACAUUAGUUGAAAACGACAAAUCAAUUGCGAAUAAAUCCGAGAGCUCACCAGAACUUAGUUCAGCAGGAUCAAGUAAUAAAUCCAAAAGCAUUAAAUUUACUGGCAAAAAAGUAUCGUGGCCUACCGCGUGGGUCAAUGCUGCAAAAAAGAAACAAGCCGAGAAAAAGGAUAUUCUUUGGCGAGGUAACCCGCUAACCACUCAAUGCGAGGACUGUGGGAAGAUGAUUAUUUCACGAAAUUUGAAAGCGCAUAUGGUUUCUCACAAAAGUAUUGAUACACCUAAACCUUACAGUUGCAACAUUUGCAAUUCCACAUUUACUGUGAGAAAAAACUUGAAUAACCAUAAAAGGAUCCAUUCGAAUGAUAAGCGAUACACAUGUUCGUACUGUAACAUGAAAUUUCUUCAUUGGGGUUCGCGCCGUUAUCACAUAGCCAGAUGCCAUACCGGUGAGAAAAAGCAUGUUUGUGAGAUUUGCGGUGCAGGUUUUCGCAAUUCAUCUCAAUGCAUUAUCCAUUACCGACGUCACACCGGAUCGACUCCUUUUGCAUGUGACCAAUGCGACCGACAAUUUGUGUAUAAGCAAAGCCUGAAGUUUCAUCAACUCUCGCACACCGAUGCUAAAAACUUCCAUUGCGAUGUCUGUGGGAAAUCUUACAAAUCGCGCAAAUCCUUGCGAAUCCACGUGAGAACAUUACACGAACUCGAGAAAAACUAUGUUUGUCCUAUUUGCAAUCUAGCGUUUUCGCAGAAUCAUGUUCUGCGGACUCAUUUGCUGAAAAAUCACCCAGACUACGAACCUCCACCGCCGGGAACCAUCGUUAGUGUCAAGGGCCUUGAACGAUUGAAGAAGCUAGCAGAAAUAGUUCCAGAUGCGGUUGCACAUAAAAUGGAAUUCUCUGUAACAAGUGGUACCUGCCGAAUAUGUUUGGAGAACAAUCCGAAUUGCUGUUCGUUGAGUGAUCCUUACAGGGGAAACAUUCCUCAGUUCAAAGGGAAUCCAAAUCUCGAAACAUUCAUGGAUGUUUAUAAAUUUGUUGCUGGAAUAGAAGACCCAGUUGCAGCACCUACAUCUUCAGUCACGGAGUUUUUCCCUAGGCGUAUUUGCAAGGAUUGCACCGUAAAGCUGGCGGCGGCCUUAGAAUUUCGACGUAAAGCACUAAGAUCGGAAGAUGUUUUAAAAAACCUUAUCGAACUUUAUGAUGAUCAUGACCUCGACAAUGUUGAAAUAAUCGACGACAUUGAUGAAUCGGAGACUUUUCUGGACGAAGAGUUUAUAGAUGAAAUUGAGGAGGAAGAAUACAAGGUGGAAGAAAUCGAAUAUGUGCAAGAGCCAACAUCAUACGCUGAAAAAGACAAAGUAAUUGCGAAAAAAACAGAAAACUCACAAGAACUUGUUUCGGCAGAAUCAAGUAAUAAAUCCAAAAGCAUUAAAUUCACUGACAAAGUAUCGUGGCCAAAAGCGUUGAUUAAUGCUGCAAAAUACAAUCAGUCGGAGCCAAAGGAUAUUCUUUGGAGAGGUAAUCGGCUGACCACUCAAUGCGAGGAUUGUGGGAAGAUAAUUGUUACACGAAAUUGGAAAAUGCAUAUGGCUUCUCACAAAAGUAAAGUUGAUCGACCUAGACCUUAUAUUUGCAACAUUUGCAAUUCCACAUUUACACUAAAGGAAAACUUGAGUAAGCAUAAAAGGAUCCAUUCUAAUGAUAAGCGAUACACGUGUUCGUACUGUAACAAAAAGUUUCUUCAUUGGGCUUCGCGCCGUUAUCACAUCGACAGAUGCCAUACCGGUGAAAAAAAGCAUGUUUGUGAGAUUUGCGGUGCAGGUUUUUGCAAUUCAUCCCAGUACAUUCUCCAUUCGCGCCGUCACACCGGAUCGACUCCUUAUGCAUGCGACCAAUGCGACCGGAAAUUUGUAGACGGACAAAGCCUGAAGUUCCAUCUACUCACGCACAGCGAUGCUAAAAACUUUCCUUGUGACGUCUGUGGGAAAUCUUACAAAUCGCGCAAAUCUUUGCGAGUCCACAUAAGAACGUUACACGACCUUGAGAAAAACUAUGUUUGUCCGAUUUGCAGUCAAGCGUUUUCGCAGAAUCAUGUUCUGCGGACUCAUUUGCUGAAAAAUCAUCCAGAUUACGAACCUCCGCCGCCGGGAACCAUCGUUAGUGUCAAAGGCCUUGAACGAUUGAAGAAACUAGCAGAAAUGGUGCCAGAUGCCGUUGUACAUGAUCAAUAAACUUAUUUUCUUGUUUUGAAUAAAAUUGAAUGGACUCACAAA
Molecule: messenger RNA, 2881 nt
Organism: Armigeres subalbatus
Lineage: Eukaryota; Metazoa; Arthropoda; Insecta; Diptera; Culicidae
Product: zinc finger protein 91-like
Exons: 3
Coding region: 161-2839 (892 amino acids)
Cellular component (GO): nucleus
Molecular function (GO): zinc ion binding
Source: RefSeq, a predicted model, not a curated record